Messenger RNA from Phanerochaete carnosa HHB-10118-sp, 501 nucleotides. RefSeq lists its product as uncharacterized. NCBI's taxonomy places the organism in Eukaryota, Fungi, Basidiomycota, Agaricomycetes, Polyporales, Phanerochaetaceae. The record is from RefSeq and is a predicted model, not a curated record. The transcript has a single exon. The coding region runs from base 1 to 501 and encodes 166 amino acids.
AUGAAUUCCGCUAGUGCAUGCGCCUAUCCAGGCUGCUCUUCCCCUGUCUGGGUAGACAGCAAUGGCAGGCCAUCUCAGUGCUGCUCGCGUUCGCACAUGAUGGCGAUGAAGGCCCAACAACCCCCACCACAGCAGUAUCGGACUCAGCAGCCUCCAACACAGCAGCAUCAGAAUCAGCAGCCCCCGUAUCAGCAGCCCCCGUAUCAACAGCCCCCGUAUCAGCAGCCCCUGUAUCAGCAGCCCCCGACCCACCGGCAGCAGCCUUCGGCUCAGCAGCCUUCAUAUCAGCAACCUCCCACCCACUGGCAGCAGCCUCCAGCUCAACAGCCCCCGAGUCAGCAGCCCCCGACACAUUGGCAGCAGCCUUUGACUCAACAGCAUCAGGCUCAGCAGCCUCAGCCCCAGAACGCCAGGGCUCAACAGCCUCAGGCUCAGGCUCGGCUCUGCAAGGUACGUAGUAACGGUCCUGUGACGUCUCGUAAUUGGACGUGUGCUGAAUAA